GUGCCCGAGCCCAUUAGCCCCUGCUCCUCCCAGUCGGUUGACAACCGCCCUCCUACUCCUGUAGUCAUGAUGUAAAAGCCGAAAAGAGAAGAAAAAGAAAGGAAAAGAAAGAAAGAGAAGCCAAAAAGAUGGAAGAGGCAAGAAAGAAAGAGCAAGAAAAACUAGCAACGGAGAGAAUGAUGGCGGAACUAUCAAGAAACAGGUCGAUGUUCAAUGGGAACAAGGACACUCUUCCAGCCAUCGGAAGAAACACGGCAGAGGUAAAUUUUUGCAUCCAAAAGUUGCCAAAGAUCCAAGAAUAUGAGAUAACAGGCCCAUCUUUGCCAGACAACAAUGCUGUUGACGUCAUCAAGAAACACGACGCCAUAGUCCGAAAUACCGACUUCAUGAAAAAGAUCAGCCGAGAUUACAUCAACGCAAGCGCCGAACUGAUGAAGCCUUACAAUAAGAACGAGGCCAUUGACGUCAUCGAGAAGCACGAAGAAGAAGUUGGCAGAAUGCACGCAAUGUAUACCGGAAGUUAUACUACGAAAAACGCCUGCCAACUAGUGUCCGCAAGAUCUAGAAGCUCAUCUGGAGUGUCUAGGCGGAUGGCAGUUUAAUUCCUUACCAAUGGUCAUGCAUGCUCAUACUUAUUUCUC
This is a messenger RNA of Mercenaria mercenaria, 641 nucleotides long. RefSeq lists its product as uncharacterized. Bases 129 to 602 code for a protein of 157 amino acids. The transcript is spliced from 2 exons. The record is from RefSeq and is a predicted model, not a curated record. Lineage: Eukaryota; Metazoa; Mollusca; Bivalvia; Venerida; Veneridae.